Carassius auratus (goldfish) is the source of this 2213-nucleotide messenger RNA. Its product is annotated as astrotactin-1-like. Gene Ontology annotation, biological process: neuron migration; neuron cell-cell adhesion. The record is from RefSeq and is a predicted model, not a curated record. The transcript is spliced from 12 exons. NCBI's taxonomy places the organism in Eukaryota, Metazoa, Chordata, Actinopteri, Cypriniformes, Cyprinidae. The coding region runs from base 309 to 2213 and encodes 634 amino acids. Gene Ontology annotation, cellular component: membrane; endosome.
ACCCACUGCAACAAGAAAAAUCAUUUUAAAUGGCUUGAGGUGGAGAAGCCCAAUAACGGGCUCCGAUGCUGCGCUGUUCCGCCUCUCUCGCUGUCAUCACUAAGCCGAGUCGUGUUAUGAUGACAACAAGAAUAUUCAGCCGCGGGAAGGAAAAUAUCUGAGUCUUUAACCCUGCCUUUUUUGUUUAUUUCCACGCAAUAGCUCGAUUAGCUUAUUGCCAGCGCAUUCCCGGUCCUCUUCUUCCUCCAGCUCCCAGUUUGCCGCCUACCGACUGCUGCAACCUGACAACAGCUGCAGUCACCGGCAAGAUGCUACUACCACACUCCGGUCUGCUUAUCGGCGUUCUCUGGAUUGUCAUCUUCAGUCCUGCUGAUGUGAAAUGUCUGAACGGCGAAGAAGAUCAGUCUCAAGACAUGGAGUGCAAAAUGAAAAGCGUUACGGUAUCCGCUUUGCCGUUUUUGCGAGAGAACGACAUAAGUAUCAUGCACAGCCCGUCGGCCUCCGAGCCCAAGCUGCUAUUCUCAGUCAGGAACGAUUUUCCGGGCGAGAUAGUCGUCGUUGACGAUUUGGAAAAUACCGAGCUUCCGUACUUCGUAUUGGAGAUCUCUGGGAACUCUGAAGACAUCCCAUUGGUGCGCUGGAGGCAGCAGUGGUUGGAAAAUGGUACUUUGCUCUUCCACAUCCACCAUCAGGACGGCAGUCAGAACCUGCCUGGCCCGGCCGCCACGUCUUACCCCGCUAGUGAUUCCGCCGAGGAGGAGCUGCGUAUCCUGCACAUCUCUGUCAUGGGUGGUAUGAUUGCUCUUCUGUUGUCCAUCCUGUGCUUGGUGUUGAUCCUGUACACUCGUAGACGCUGGUGUAAACGUCGCCGUGUACCUCAGCCUCAAAAGAGCGCUAGUGCUGAAGCAGCCAAUGAGAUUCACUACAUCCCCUCUGUGCUGAUGGGUGGACAGGCCCGGGAAAGUUUGAGAAAUUCGCGCGGGCAGGGUCACAAUUCAAGUGGCACCCUCAGCAUCCGUGAGACUCCGAUCCUGGAUGGGUAUGAAUAUGACAUUACAGACCUACGCCACCACCUGCAGCGGGAGUGCAUGAAUGGGGGUGAGGACUACACCAGUCAGGUGACACGUACGCUGGACUCACUUCAAGGGUGCAAUGACAAAGCUGGCAUGGAUCUCACUCCAGGAAACGAUAGUACGAAACUGUCCCUAAUGAGCAAGUACAAGGAUAACAUCAUAGCUACCAGUCCUGUCAACAGCAACCACCAGCAAAACACGCUCCUCCCACACAACACCUCCACCAACCAGCGCAAGCGUCUGUCCAGCAAAAUGCACGCGGGUUCAACUUUCCUGAACCCGGAUGGGGACUCUGGGACGGAGGCGGACAGUGAGCCGCAGCUGACCUUCUACACUGACCCAAACCGCAGCCGCCGUCGCAGUCGAGGUUCCCCACGGAGCCCUAUCAACAAGACCACCCUGACUUUGAUCAGCGUGGUGAGUUGUCUGAUCGGCCUGGUCUGCGCGUCUCACCUUUCCUGUAGCAUCAACGUCAGAGUCAUACUCCACGUUCCAGAGCACCUCAUUGCAGACGGCUCUAGAUUCGUUCUGCUUCAGGGCAGCCAGUUGGACGCAUCUGAUUGGCUGAACCCAGCCCAAGUGCUGCUGUACUACCAGCAGAAUGCCAGUGGCCCCUGGGUCAAUGAUCUAUGUGGUCGCCGUCUCUUGGACCCCUGUGAGCACCAAUGUGACCCAGAUACAGGAGAAUGUCUCUGUUUCGAUGGCUACAUGAAGGACCCUGUUCAUAAGCAUCUAUGUAUUCGCAAUGAAUGGGGCCCAAAUCAGGGCCCAUGGCCCUACACAAUUUUCCAACGUGGUUUUGACUUGGUGAUGGGAGAGCAGCCAUCUGAUCGCAUUUUUAGAUUCACAUACACUCUUGGAGAAGGCAUGUGGCUGCCACUUAGCAAAAGCUUUGUCAUUCCUCCAGCUGAGCUGGCCAUCAACCCCUCUGCUAAGUGCAAGACAGAUAUGACUGUCAUGGAGGACGCAGUGGAUGUCAGGGAGGAGCUGAUGAUUUCUUCAUCCUUCGACAGUCUGGAAGUGCUGCUCGACUCUUUCGGCCCAGUGCGCGACUGUUCAAAAGACAAUGGAGGCUGCAGCCGAAAUUUCCGUUGCAUCUCUGAUCGCAAACUGGACUCCACUGGCUGUGUGUGUUACUAG